GCCGUCUUGCCAACACACGCACCACCUCCUCUGAGUGAAACAUGGUCUCGAACUUUGUCAAAGCUACUGCGCUAGCCGUCUCUGUGCUAGCUACUACUACCGAGGCGCAUAACAAGAUGACAGUGCCCGUGCCGACCUGGCCCGAAGGUGUCUACAACCAGAACAGCCCGUCCGGCAUCAUCGAUCCAUCGGACGUGCUGCCUGUUCCGAGCGGUAUGUCGUACACCACCGACCCGGGCUCCAAUACCAAAGCGUACUGGACGGCGUUCAACGCCAGCAAGUACAAAUCGCUUAAGGAGCUGUCGUGGGACUCUCAGAAGCUAGAGGGAAGCGCUUCAAACGAGUGCGGUUUCUCGCUGGUCGACGGUACGCCUCGCGACCUACCGGACGAGGUGCAAUGGGACUUUUUCACGGCGUCCCACCAAGGCCCAUGUGAGGUCUGGUGCGACGACACGCUAGUGUUCGAGAACUGGAACUGCGCUGUCGACUACCCCGAGACGCCGGCCAACUUGCCAUACGACAAGGCUAAAUGCAAGGGUGCGGCGAUGCUGACAUCGUACUGGAUCGCGCUACACACGACUCCGUGGCAGGUGUACACCAACUGCGCGCCGCUGACGGGUGCGUCGUCGUCAUCUAACACGAGCCAGACCGCUACCACCCCCACUGUCACCUCUCCUACCCAAACAGAGGCUAGUGCGGAGGAGGAGGAGGCUCCCUCGAGUGACGCAGAGCAGGAGGAGAAUUCUUCCACGGAUGACGAGGCUAGCACGGACGCGGAGGACGAUGUCACUGAAGCUCCCCCUGCCACAGCUGCUCCGUCGGUUGAUAAGUGCUCGGUGCGCCGUCGCCGUCACUAA
Molecule: messenger RNA, 857 nt
Organism: Phytophthora infestans T30-4
Lineage: Eukaryota; Oomycota; Peronosporomycetes; Peronosporales; Peronosporaceae
Exons: 2
Coding region: 42-857 (271 amino acids)
Source: RefSeq, a predicted model, not a curated record